AGAAAUAAUGUGACGUAGCGCUGGUUGAUGUAAAAUGGCGACGAUGAUGCGCCAGUCAAAACACAAGUGACGAGCCAAAAAACAAACAAACAGCAAGCUACAGAAAAAGUUACUGCUUUUACAAAGGAAAUAUCAACCGUUGUGAUAUUUGUUGGAUCUUACUAAGGUUCGGUCAUGGCCGAGCAGACCAGCGUCAGCUCGGAGGGCAUCGUGGGCCUGGAUGAGCCCAAAAAGAUGACCAGGGAGGACUGGAGGAAGAAGAAGGAGCUGGAGGAGCAGAGGAAGCUGGGAAACGCGCCAGCUGAGGUGGACGAGGAGGGAAAGGACAUAAAUCCUCACAUCCCGCAGUACAUUUCAUCAGUGCCAUGGUACAUCGACCCAUCCAAAAGGCCCACGCUAAAGCAUCAGAGACCACAGAGUGAAAACCAGAAGCAAUACUCAGCCAUUGGAGAGUGGUAUAAGAGAGGAGUGCAAGAGAAUGAUGUUGGCACUAAAUUUCGUAAGGGAGCUUGUGAAAACUGUGGGGCCAUGACACACAAGAGGAAGGACUGCUUGGAGCGACCCAGAAAAGUUGGGGCGAAGUACACAGGCACAGGCAUAGCUCCGGAUGAACACAGUCAGGUCCAGCUCGCGUUGGAUUAUGACGGGAAGCGUGAUCGCUGGAACGGGUAUGACCCUGAGGAACACCAGCGCAUUGUGGAAGAGUAUGCCAAAGUAGACCUGGCCAAAAGGACUCUGAAGGCACAGAAACUUCAGGAUGAGUUGGCCUCUGGAAAAUUGGACCAAACUGAGUGGGAACAUGACAGUGAGGAUGAGGAUGAAGAUAAAUAUGCAGAUGACAUUGAUAUGCCCGGUCAGAACUUUGACUCCAAGAGACGAAUCACUGUCAGGAAUCUGCGUAUCCGAGAAGACACAGCUAAAUACUUGAGGAAUCUGGAUCCAAACUCCGCCUACUACGAUCCAAAGACUCGAGCUAUGAGAGAGAACCCAUACUCCAACACUGGCAUGAACCCUGACGAAGUCGGGUACGCUGGAGACAACUUUGCUCGCUAUACUGGGGACACGAUCACCAUGGCUCAAACACAAUUGUUUGCCUGGGAGGCCUAUGAGAGAGGCUCAGAGGUGCAUCUGCAGGCCGACCCGACCAAGCUGGAGCUGCUCCACCGGUCCUUCAAGGUCAAGAAAGAGGACUUUAAAGAGCAACAGCGGGAGAGCAUCGUGGAGAAGUAUGGAGGUCAACAGCACCUGGAUGCUCCACCGCGGGAGCUGCUGUUGGCCCAGACGGAGGACUACGUGGAGUAUUCUCGUCACGGCGCUGUACUGAAAGGACUUGAGAAGGCUGUCGCCCGUUCCAAGUAUGAGGAGGACGUGCUCAUCAACAACCAUACUUGUAUUUGGGGCUCUUACUGGAAGGACGGCUGCUGGGGGUACAAGUGUUGUCACUCCAUGGUCAAGCAGAGUUACUGCACAGGAGAUGCUGGAAUUGGAAUAAACAACUCAGACUGUGUUCCAUUUGAAGAGGGACUCACUGAGCCACAGGAGGAAGAACAACCAAAGACUCUGCUGGAGAUGCAUCGAGAUAAGAUGAUGAAAGAGAAGAAGAAGAAAAAGAAGAGCAAAAAGAACAAGAAGCGUGGUUCUGACAGCAGUGAUUCAGAAGAUGAAGAGAAGAAGAAGGAGAAGCUGAAGAAGGCCCUUGAAGCAGAGGACAAACGGGUGAAGCACAUAGAAGCAAUAAUGCAGAUGGAUGAGAGGAAGAGGCCGUACAACAGCCUGCAGGAAGUGAAGGCGCCCACCGAGGAGGAGAUGGAGGCCUUCCGCAUGAAGCGUAGCCGGCCAGAUGAUCCCAUGGCUUCCUUCCUGGGACAGUGACCUCUUCCUUUCCCUGCUGACUCUCCGAAACUCUCCCCAUGGAACUUUACCAGAGCAGUUACUCAGACUCAUAAAACCCAAAUUUCAUCUUGUAAACUUAGAUCAGGAGCCUGCUGUUUGGUUGUAAAUGCUAGAGAAACUUUGUACAGUGUUUUGUUAAUUUCAUUUUGCAGACUUUUUGUUUUUUAAGCCACAUGUCGACAUACCGGAGAACAAUAAUGAUGUACGCUUUUGUUUGUACUUACCCAGUUCCAUGGGAAAAAAAAAUUAACAAUGCAAAUUUUCCUCAAUGCUUUUGAACACAUUUCAGUCGAAUACGAAAUGGAUCCACCCCCAGUUUUUACAGUAAAUUGAGGAACUACUAUUCGAGUGAUUAAUGCAUUUGUAUAAAUAAAACACAUUUGUCUGAA
Xiphias gladius (swordfish) is the source of this 2282-nucleotide messenger RNA. It is a transcript of the gene slu7, whose product is annotated as SLU7 homolog, splicing factor. Gene Ontology annotation, molecular function: pre-mRNA 3'-splice site binding. Gene Ontology annotation, cellular component: spliceosomal complex. Gene Ontology annotation, biological process: mRNA splicing, via spliceosome. The transcript is spliced from 15 exons. The record is from RefSeq and is a predicted model, not a curated record. Lineage: Eukaryota; Metazoa; Chordata; Actinopteri; Istiophoriformes; Xiphiidae. The coding region runs from base 175 to 1872 and encodes 565 amino acids.